AAUGGGUGAUGAAAAUAUUCUGGAACUAAUAGUGGUGACAGUGGCACAGCUCUGUGAAUAAAAGGCAUUGGAUUGUGCACUUGAAAGUCAUGAAAUGUAUGGAUUAUAUCUCAAUAAAGCUGUUACUUUUUUCAUUCAUGGAGGGCAAGUCACGGCGUUGUAAGGGGUCCUGGUGGGCUUGAUUGAAGUGACAUUUGAGCAAAGAUUCGAAGGAGGGAACCAGCUUCCCAGGCAGGAGGAAUGUGGAUGAAACCUAGUUUGAAGUUUUCUGUUUAGAAUUCUAAAGUAUUCCUGAGAAUUUGGCAUCCUAUUCCAUAUUAUGUUCAUUGAUUUCAUAUAAUGUUGCAUUCCCAAAUAUUUUGGCAAAAUCAAGGGCAGAAAUCGCCCAACGUCUGACCGAUGUGCUUAGCUGCUCCAGCGCACCGGGGUAAGCACGCGGGCAAUUGAGGCUCCUGGUACCGCCCCUCGCUCUCCCAACGCCCGCCACCAGUUAUCCAGAGUGCGACGCCGGCUCCGCCCUGUGUCAAACCCCGCCUCCGACUCCGCCCUGAGCCGCUACGACACUGCCGGCGCCCCGCCCCGGGAGCCAAGCAAUGCGCAUGUCUAGCGCUGUGUCGCGCACGCGCUCUCUACGGCUUCCCUUGACCUUUGACCCGCCGACCACCCUGGAGACCCGGCCGCGGGGCCAGGAAGUCGGAGUUGGAGCCCCUGAGGCAGAACGCCUGCCAUGGCCAAGUACCUGGCGCAGAUCAUUGUGAUGGGUGUGCAGGUGGUGGGCAGGGCCUUUGCACGGGCCCUGCGGCAGGAGUUUGCAGCCAGCCGGGCCGCAGCUGAUGCCCGAGGACGCGCUGGACACCGGUCUGCAGCCGCUUCCAACCUCUCCGGCCUCAGCCUCCAGGAGGCACAGCAGAUUCUCAACGUGUCCAAGCUGAGCCCCGAGGAGGUCCAGAAGAACUAUGAACACUUAUUUAAGGUGAAUGACAAAUCCGUGGGUGGCUCUUUCUACCUGCAGUCAAAGGUGGUCCGCGCAAAGGAGCGCCUGGACGAGGAACUCAAAAUCCAGGCCCAGGAGGACAGAGAAAAAGGGCAGAAGCCCCACACGUGACUUCUCGGCUCCCCCCACCCACCCCGCCACCUCUAAUUUAUAGCUUGGUAAUAAAUGUCUUUUCUGCA
This is a messenger RNA of Piliocolobus tephrosceles (Ugandan red Colobus), 1173 nucleotides long. It is a transcript of the gene PAM16, whose product is annotated as presequence translocase associated motor 16. Gene Ontology annotation, cellular component: TIM23 mitochondrial import inner membrane translocase complex. NCBI's taxonomy places the organism in Eukaryota, Metazoa, Chordata, Mammalia, Primates, Cercopithecidae. Gene Ontology annotation, biological process: protein import into mitochondrial matrix. The record is from RefSeq and is a predicted model, not a curated record. The transcript has 5 exons. Bases 728 to 1105 code for a protein of 125 amino acids.